AUCUUGUUACUGCAGAAGAAUCGCUCAACUUUGGAUCUUUCGCAUGAACCAUCUGAAACAAAUACACGCCCACGCACUAAGAAAUGGCACAAACUUCACCAAUCACCUGAUCACCAAGCUACUGGAAAUCCCCAACAUAAACUACGCCCACAAACUGCUCGACAAAACGCCUGACCCAACUCUCUUCCUCUACAGCAAACUCAUCAAAGCCUAUUCUUCUCAUGGCCCUCAUUUCCAGUGCUUCUCUCUUUACUCCCAAAUUCUUCACCUCUCCUUCUCCCCUAAUCCCAAUUGCUUCACCUUCCUCUUCUCUGCUUGUGCUAAACUAUCCAAUCCCUCACAAGGCCAAAUGCUCCAUGCCCAUUUUAUCAAAUUCGGACUUGAUUAUGAUGUUUACGCAUUAACUGCGUUGGUUGACAUGUAUGCUAAAAUGGGACUAUUGCGUUUCUCGAGAAAAAUAUUUGACGAGAUGAAUGACAAAGAUGCCCCCACUUGGAAUUCUUUAAUCGCGGGGUAUGCAAGAAACGGGGAUAUGAGUGAAGCGUUGCGUUUAUUCUCGAACAUGCCUUCGAGAAAUGUGAUUUCUUGGACUGCUAUAAUAUCAGGGUUUUCGCAGAAUGGGAAAUACAAAGAGGCUUUGGAGAUGUAUUUGGCGAUGGAGAGAGAUGGAAAAGUUAAGCCUAACCACGUGACGUUAGCUAGUGUUCUUCCAGCUUGUGCGAAUCUUGGUGCUUUGGAGGUUGGGCAGAGGAUUGAAGCUUAUGCUCGAGCCAAUGGCUAUUUCAAGAAUGCGUUUGUGUGCAAUGCGGUUCUUGAGCUUUAUGCAAGAUGUGGUGUGAUUGAGAAGGCAAUGCAGGUGUUCGAUGAAAUCGGUAGUGGGAAUAGAAAUUUGUGUUCUUGGAAUACGCUAAUCAUGGGCUUGGCGGUCCAUGGUAGAUGUGAUGGAGCUCUCGAGAUAUUCAACCAAAUGCUGACGAAAGGAGUAACACCAGAUGAUGUCACCUUUGUGGGGGCGAUUCUUGCAUGCACGCAUGGAGGCAUGGUCAACAAAGGCCGAGAAAUCUUCGAUUCUAUGGAGAAAAGAUUUUCGAUUACUCCAAAGAUCGAACACUACGGAUGCAUGGUUGAUCUUUUAGGGCGUGCUGGAUUAUUACAAGAAGCUUAUAAACUUAUAAAAGCCAUGCCUAUGAAACCUGAUUCGGUUGUGUGGGGAACUUUGCUAGGGGCAUGUAGUUUUCAUGGUAACGUGGAAUUGGGCGAGAAAGCUGCAGAGUCGCUCUUUGUGUUGGAGCCGUUAAAUCCAGGUAAUUAUGUAAUUUUGUCAAAUAUUUACGCACGAGCUGGCAGAUGGAACGGAGUUGCUAAGCUAAGGAAAUUGAUGAAAGGGUCAAAUGUAGUUAAAGGAGCAGGGCAUAGUUUUAUCGAAGAAGGAGGGUUGAUACAUAAGUUUAUUGUCGAAGAUAAGAGCCAUGAAAGGUGUGACGAUAUUUUCACAGCGUUGGAUUGUGUUACAGCUGAAAUGAAAUUUGACGGAAAUGCGAUUGGUUUCGAUUCGAUCGUUGACGAAAUCAGAUUUUCGGAACCAUAUUCUUGAUUGUAUUAAUUAACAUCCAAAUCAUCAAAAUGCAGCUGAUUCUGUUUUUUUUCCUUUGAUCAUCAGUACUAUUGAAUUCUGGUAUAGCCUU
Messenger RNA from Erythranthe guttata (spotted monkey flower), 1685 nucleotides. RefSeq names its product Pentatricopeptide repeat (PPR) superfamily protein. The record is from RefSeq and is a predicted model, not a curated record. Gene Ontology annotation, biological process: RNA modification. Gene Ontology annotation, molecular function: RNA binding; protein binding. Lineage: Eukaryota; Viridiplantae; Streptophyta; Magnoliopsida; Lamiales; Phrymaceae.